Molecule: messenger RNA, 4086 nt
Organism: Conger conger (European conger)
Lineage: Eukaryota; Metazoa; Chordata; Actinopteri; Anguilliformes; Congridae
Gene: dennd2b
Product: DENN domain containing 2B
Biological process (GO): positive regulation of ERK1 and ERK2 cascade
Source: RefSeq, a predicted model, not a curated record
AAGAUUCUUGCCGGUGCAGUUAAGCCAGAACUUGUGCAGACACGGGGAGCAAAGACGAGCGAUGGAUUUCUGAAAAAAAGCAUAACAAAACACAGAAAAGAGCAGGAGGUGUGCAGGAGGACUGAUGGUGGAGGGGAGGAUGACAGCCAACAAGAGCUCCAAGGCUGCCCCUCGAGCCACAGCCAGUAAAACACCUCAGGACAUUCCGGAAAGGUGUCAGUCAGCGUCUCCACCCCCUGUCCUCUCUGCGGGGAAGGCCCUCGCUCGGCCCCACCCUCUGAGUGACAGUGAGGAGUGCUGCUCUCACGGGGGCGGGGGGUACGGGUACGGGUACGUCAGGGUGGGCGAGGCCCGGCUGCGGAGCCUGAGGAACCCGGGCGGGAAGAGCGCCACCCUCUGCAGCGAGUACUUCUCCCAGAGCCGCCUGCUGAAGGCCCGGAGCAUCAGCUGCCUGGACAACCGGCUCUCUGUGUACAAGCCUGCCAAGGACAGGGACGGGAAGGGCCAGGAGCAAGGGCAGGGGCCGGGGCCCGAGCAGACCAAGGAGCCCGAGCAGGCGAAGGAGCCAGUGCAGAAGGAGAACCAGCAGGAGGGCGGGCCCGUGGGGGAUGGACUGAGCAGCAGCGGUGGUCAGCAGGGCCGGACCUGCCCAGGCUCCGCCCCCUACGCCCUCCACCAGCGCAGCCUCUCCCUGGGUCGGCCCGCCCCCGGCGCCCAGGCCGUCGCCAUCCGCAGACGCAUCUCCCAAUGGGAGUGCCGGCGGGGCGCCCCGCCUAGGAUGAGCCUGUGUCUGGACACCCGGGGGGCCCUGGAGGGCCAGGGGCCCCUGUCCCCCACCUGCAACGAGACCACGUUCAGCCACAGAGCCCCGCGCAGGGCGAGCAUCGCCUUCUCCGAGUGCCUCUACCCGGAGACGGAGGAGGAGGAGGGCGUGGCCUCUGACCGGGACCGGAGGCCCAGCAAGACGGACCUGGUGCUGCGCCCCUUCUCCUCCCGCCGGGAGCCGUCUGCGGUCCUGAACCGCAUACAGAAAAUCGAGCAGGCCCUGAAGGACAGCCCCUCCCACACCCCGCCGCUGUAUCCCAGCAGCUGCUAUGCGCCGGAGAGGAUGCGACAGCGGGCCUUCACCAUCGCCGGGCACGGGAGCUCCUGCACCACGCAUGUCGGCAAGAGGGCCAGCGUUAGCUCGUUCCCUGUCGGGAUAGCUGCUUCCACUGCCCUGGGACAGGACAGACACCCCAAACGGGAGCAGAGGGCAGGCCCUGGCAGCCCUGACCCCAGUUCCCCGGAAUCUGCACGGGCCACACCCGUCAACCCCCUGCCCAAACCCAAGCGCACCUUUGAGUAUGAGAUCAACCGGAGUAACGGCCUGCCCCCCAGUGGCUCCCCGGAGUCCCCUCCCCCUUUGCCCUCUACCCCUGCGCCCCCCAUCAUGAGAAACCAGGGCAAAGAAGGGAGCAUGCAGAGGGAAUCGUGCGAGUCAGAGGAUGCCACCAGCCUGCCCUCCUCCUACCCCUCUUCACCCACGGAGAAUGGCACAAUCUCCACGGCAACCCGCACCCGCCCUAAGGGCACUUCAGAGGAGAACGCCUAUGAGGAUAUUGUCGAGGCUCUGAAGGAGAACCCGUACGAGGACGUGGACCUGAAGGGCCGGGCUCUGCUGCGGAAGUCCAGGCUGCUAUCCGAGAGCUCGCGGAACUCACUCAACAGGAUGUGGACCCCCCAGGACAGGACAUCCACGACACCUCCCCAGCUACCAUCCAAACCUGGCAGCCAGUCCCUGCGCUUCGCGGGCCCCUCGGACAGGAAGUGCCACCGGGCCUCUCGCCUGACCAAGCGGCUCAGCCACGACGACACGCUGCUCCUUCCCCCGCUCAGCGUGCCGUCCUCCCCCCGCGGCCUGCUGGACGACGGCCUGAGGGGGGCCAGCGACACCCUGGGGCCACGCUGCCGCCGCAGGGUCCCCAAGCUGGUGCAGAGAAUAAACGCCAUCUACUGUACUAAGAGAGGGAAGAAGAGGCUGAAGAAGCUCUCCUUGUCCAAUAUUGAGGUGUCCUCUCUAAGAGAAGACAACAGUGAGAGCGAAAGUGACUCUGAUGACAGGUUCAAAGCCCACACGCAGCGCCUCCUGAAGCUGCAGUCCCUGCUGCGUCGCGCCCCCAGCUACCGCACCCUGGAGCUGCAGCUCAUCGAGUGGCAGGAGCGCGAGCUCUUUGAGUAUUUUGUGGUGGUUUCCCUGAAGAAGAAGCCCACCAAGAACUCCUUCACCCCAGAGGUCUCCUACCAGUUCCCCAAGUUGGAGAGGCCCACCAAGCAGGUGAGGGAGGCCGAGCAGCGCCUCCGGGCCAUCCCUCAGUUCUGCUUUCCCGAUGCCAAGGACUGGAGCCCCGUGUCGGAGUACAACAGUGAGACCUUCUCCUUCAUGUUGACUGGAGAGGAUGGCAGCCGACGAUUUGGAUACUGCAGGAGGCUGCUGCCCCUGCGGAAAGGGCCCCGGUUACCAGAAGUGUACUGCAUCAAGCGGCUCGGCUGUUUCGACUUGUUCUCCAAGAUCCUGGAUGAAGUGGAGAGGCGCAGAGGCAUUUCGGCUGCCCUGGUGUAUCCCUUCAUGAGGAGUCUGAUGGAGUCGCCCUUCCCUGCUCCGGGGAAGACCAUCCGAGUGAAAACAUUCCUGCCUGGAGCAGGGAAUGAGGUGAUGGAGCUGCGACGGCCCUCAGACUCUCGCCUGGAGCACGUGGACCUGGAGAGCCUGUUCGGCUGCCUCAGUGUGCGUCAGGUGGUGCGGAUCUUCGCCUCUCUGCUGCUGGAGCGCAGGGUCAUCUUCGUGGCCGACAAGCUCAGUACCCUGUCCAGCUGUGUGCAUGCCAUGGUGGCGCUGCUCUACCCCUUCUCCUGGCAGCACACCUUCAUCCCCGUGCUGCCCGCGUCCAUGGUGGACAUCGUCUGCUGCCCCACCCCCUUCCUGGUGGGCCUGCUCUCCAGCUCUCUGCCCAAACUCAAGGGGCUCCCUGUGGAGGAGGCUUUAAUGGUGGACUUGGGUGCAGAUCGCUUCAUCAGACAGAUGGAUGAUGAAGCCACACUGUUACCAAGGAAACUUCAAGCUGCUCUGGAGCAGGCUCUGGAUCAGAGAAAUGACAUCAUCAACCCAGAUACAGACAGCGAAUCCGAUGAAGAGUGCAACUCGUUGAGCAGCCUGGUGUCGGAGGCCUUCAUUCGAUUCUUCCUAGAAGCCAUCGGUCACUAUUCGCUCUUCAUGACGCAAAACGAGCGCGGCGAGCGCAUCUUCCAGCGAGAGCCCUUCCGCAAGUCUGUGGCGUCAAAAAGCGUCCGCCGGUUCCUGGGCGUCUUCAUGGAGUCGCAGAUGUUUGCGGGUUUCAUACAGGACCGAGAGCUACGAAAGAGCAGAGCAAAAGGUCUGUUUGAGCAGAGAGUGGAGCAGUACCUGGAGGAGUUACCGGACACAGAGCAGAGCGGAGUCAACAAGUUCCUCAAAGGCCUUGGAAGUAAAAUGAGGUUCCUCCACAAAAAGAACUAAAGAAAACACUCUGCUGCACCAAUUUGUCAAACAUCAGGUUAUGGAAUCAUCCUUGUAUAAAGACACACAUUAGAAUAUCUGAUGUACCAUAUCACACAUUGUCUAUAGAACCUUUAUUGUAAAUUGGAGGUUAAACUGUUUUGUACAUAUUUUACAGAAAGCUUGCUGUGAUGCUUCUGAAAUUAGCCUUUUCUGUUACACAUAUGAAUGACUUGUGCAUUUUUAAAAACAGCUCGGUUGCUAACGGAUGGUACCUAACGUGCUUGAGGACCCACACACGUAACUACAAAACAAGCUUGUGUGGAGUAUGACUGGAGGUAUGAACACUAAAUGAAUGCAGCGAGUGGUAAUUCAUAUGCAAGUGUGAUUGAGUUUUGUCAGUUUUAUAUCCAAGACUAGCUUGCCUUUUAUAUGAACUGAGGUACUUCACAAGAAAUCCCGUUUUUAGCAGCUUAUUUUUGUAAAUGUACAAAAGAAAACAUGUUCACAUGCCAAUGUUUAACACCACUGAAUGAAAUAAUUAAAAAUAUAAAUGCUCAUAGCUGAACUGA